Molecule: messenger RNA, 2995 nt
Organism: Molossus molossus (Pallas's mastiff bat)
Lineage: Eukaryota; Metazoa; Chordata; Mammalia; Chiroptera; Molossidae
Gene: KCNH5
Product: potassium voltage-gated channel subfamily H member 5
Exons: 11
Coding region: 21-2987 (988 amino acids)
Biological process (GO): potassium ion transmembrane transport; regulation of membrane potential
Cellular component (GO): membrane
Molecular function (GO): voltage-gated potassium channel activity
Source: RefSeq, a predicted model, not a curated record
CGCCGCUCUCCAGACCCAGGAUGCCGGGGGGCAAGAGAGGGCUGGUGGCACCGCAGAACACAUUUUUGGAGAACAUCGUCAGACGCUCCAGUGAAUCGAGUUUCUUACUGGGAAACGCCCAGAUUGUAGAUUGGCCUGUAGUUUAUAGUAAUGACGGUUUUUGCAAACUCUCUGGGUAUCAUCGAGCUGACGUCAUGCAGAAAAGCAGCACUUGCAGUUUUAUGUAUGGGGAAUUGACUGACAAGAAGACCAUUGAGAAAGUCAGGCAGACUUUUGACAACUACGAGUCAAACUGCUUUGAAGUUCUUCUGUACAAGAAAAACAGAACGCCUGUUUGGUUUUACAUGCAAAUUGCACCCAUAAGAAAUGAACAUGAAAAGGUGGUCUUGUUCCUAUGCACUUUCAAGGAUAUCACGUUGUUCAAACAGCCGAUAGAAGAUGAUUCAACAAAAGGUUGGACAAAAUUUGCCCGAUUGACACGGGCUUUGACAAAUAGCCGAAGUGUUUUGCAGCAGCUCACGCCAAUGAAUAAAACAGAGGUGGUCCACAAACAUUCAAGAUUAGCUGAAGUUCUUCAGCUGGGAUCAGAUAUCCUUCCUCAGUAUAAGCAAGAAGCGCCAAAGACGCCACCACACAUCAUUUUACACUAUUGUGCUUUUAAAACUACUUGGGAUUGGGUGAUUUUAAUUCUUACCUUCUACACCGCCAUUAUGGUUCCUUACAACGUUUCCUUCAAAACGAAGCAGAACAACAUAGCCUGGUUGGUGCUGGACAGUGUGGUGGAUGUUAUUUUUCUGGUUGACAUUGUUUUAAAUUUUCACACGACCUUUGUGGGCCCUGGUGGAGAGGUUAUUUCUGACCCCAAGCUGAUAAGGAUGAACUAUCUGAAAACUUGGUUUGUGAUCGAUCUGUUGUCUUGUUUACCUUACGACAUCAUCAAUGCCUUUGAAAAUGUCGAUGAGGGAAUCAGCAGUCUCUUCAGUUCUUUAAAAGUGGUGCGUCUCUUGCGACUGGGCCGUGUUGCUAGGAAACUGGACCAUUACCUGGAGUAUGGAGCAGCGGUCCUCGUGCUCCUGGUAUGUGUGUUUGGACUAGUUGCCCACUGGCUGGCCUGCAUAUGGUACAGCAUUGGGGACUACGAGGUCAUUGACGAAGUCACGAACACCAUCCAGAUAGACAGCUGGCUCUACCAGCUGGCCUUGAGCAUUGGGACUCCCUAUCGAUACAACAGCAGCGCAGGGAUCUGGGAAGGAGGACCCAGCAAGGAUUCACUGUACGUGUCCUCUCUCUACUUUACCAUGACAAGCCUUACAACCAUCGGAUUUGGAAACAUAGCUCCUACCACAGAUGUGGAAAAGAUGUUUUCGGUGGCCAUGAUGAUGGUUGGCUCUCUUCUUUAUGCAACUAUUUUUGGAAAUGUUACCACAAUUUUCCAGCAAAUGUAUGCCAACACCAACCGAUACCAUGAGAUGCUGAAUAACGUACGAGACUUUCUGAAACUCUAUCAGGUCCCCAAAGGCCUUAGUGAACGAGUCAUGGAUUACAUCGUCUCAACCUGGUCCAUGUCCAAAGGCAUUGACACAGAGAAGGUUCUCUCCAUCUGCCCCAAGGACAUGAGAGCUGACAUCUGUGUUCAUCUAAACCGGAAGGUUUUCAAUGAACAUCCCGCCUUUCGACUGGCCAGCGAUGGGUGUCUGCGCGCCUUGGCGGUAGAAUUCCAAACGAUUCACUGCGCGCCGGGCGACCUCAUUUACCACGCGGGGGAGAGUGUGGACGCCCUCUGCUUUGUGGUGUCGGGAUCCUUGGAAGUCAUCCAGGAUGAUGAGGUGGUGGCUAUUUUAGGGAAAGGAGAUGUAUUUGGAGACAUCUUCUGGAAGGAAACCACCCUUGCUCAUGCGUGUGCCAAUGUCCGGGCACUGACAUACUGUGAUCUCCACAUCAUCAAGCGAGAAGCCUUGCUCAAAGUCCUGGACUUUUACACGGCUUUUGCAAACUCGUUUUCAAGGAAUCUCACUCUUACUUGCAAUCUAAGGAAACGGAUCAUUUUCCGUAAAAUCAGCGACGUGAAGAAAGAGGAGGAGGAACGCCUCAGGCAGAAGAACGAGGUCACGCUCAGCAUCCCAGUGGACCACCCGGUCAGAAAGCUCUUCCAGAAGUUCAAGCAGCAGAAGGAGCUGCGGAAUCAGGGGUCAACGCAGAGCGACCCUGAGCGGAACCAGCUGCAGGUAGAGAGCCGCUCCUUGCAGAAUGGAGCGUCCAUUACCGGCACCAGCGUGGUCACCGUGUCGCAGAUCACACCCAUUCAGACGUCUCUGGCCUACGUGAAGACCAGUGAGUCCCUCAAGCAGAACAACCGCGAUGCCAUGGAACUCAAGCCCAGUGGCGGGGCUGACCCCAAAUGUCUGAAAGUCAACAGCCCGAUAAGAAUGAAGAAUGGAAAUGGGAAAGGGUGGCUGCGACUCAAGAAUAGUAUGGGAGUCCAAGAGGAGAAGAAGGAAGACUGGAAUAAUGUCACGAAAGCUGAGUCCAUGGGGCUGUUGUCAGAGGACCCCAAGGGCAGCGACUCAGAAAACAGUGUGACCAAAAACCCAUUAAGGAAGACAGAUUCUUGUGACAGUGGGAUUACAAAAAGUGACCUUCGUUUGGAUAAGGCCGAUGAGGUGCGCAGUCCGCUAGAACACAGCCCCAUUCAGGCUGAUGCCAAGCACCCCUUUUAUCCCAUCCCCGAGCAAGCCUUACAGACCACGCUGCAGGAAGUCAAACAUGAACUCAAGGAGGACAUUCAGCUGCUAAGUUGCAGAAUGACUGCCCUGGAGAAGCAGGUGGCAGAAAUUUUAAAAAUACUCUCAGAAAAAAGCGUACCCCAGACCUCUUCUCCCAAAUCCCAAAUGCCGCUCCAAGUACCUCCCCAAAUACCAUGUCAGGAUAUUUUUAGUGUAUCCAGGCCUGAGUCACCUGAAACUGAUAAAGAUGAAAUUCAUUUUUAAUACACACA